Messenger RNA from Daphnia pulicaria, 772 nucleotides. It is a transcript of the gene RpL13A, whose product is annotated as 60S ribosomal protein L13a-like. Gene Ontology annotation, cellular component: cytosolic large ribosomal subunit; ribosome. Bases 111 to 725 code for a protein of 204 amino acids. NCBI's taxonomy places the organism in Eukaryota, Metazoa, Arthropoda, Branchiopoda, Diplostraca, Daphniidae. The transcript has 5 exons. Gene Ontology annotation, biological process: negative regulation of translation; translation. Gene Ontology annotation, molecular function: structural constituent of ribosome; mRNA binding. The record is from RefSeq and is a predicted model, not a curated record.
GUGAAUUUUCCUGUUUCGGAAGUCGCUGUGUUGCCACCUUCGUUUCAUGUCCUCAUUCAAGGCUCUUGGGUGACUGCUUAUCCACUUUUUGGUCUUUCUCUCUAGCCAUCAUGCCGGGCUUCACGAACAAGCCGAUUAUCAUCGAUGCCCGAGAGCAUCUUAUGGGCCGAUUGGCUACCAUUGUAGCCAAAGCAGCUCUCAAUGGACACAAAGUUCGUGUUCUUAGGGCCGAACAGAUGGAAAUCUCCGGAACUUUUUUCAGGAACAAGCUGAAGUUUCUUAGCUUCCUCCGUAAGAGGUGUAAUGUCAACCCUGCUAGAGGCCCAUUCCAUCACCGUGCUCCAUCCAAGAUCUUCAAGCGUGCAGUACGUGGAAUGUUGCCCUACAAGACCUUCAGGGGUCGUGAAGCUUUGAAGAGGGUUCGCGCUUUCGAAGGUGUUCCUCCUCGCUACAUGCGCGUUAAGAAGCAAAUUGCUCCUAAUGCAUUGAGGGUUAUUUGCCUGUCUCCUGGUCGCAAGUACUGUCGCCUGGGACGCCUGUCUCACGAGGUUGGAUGGAAGUACCAGGAUAUUGUUGCUACCCUUGAAGCUAAACGUAAGAUCAAGGCAUCGAUCGCUUAUGGCAAGAAGAAGGUUGAACAGAGAACCAAGGGACUCGCCAAGAAGAAGGUUUACGAACGCAUUGUGCGACACCAGAAACUGCUUCAAUCUUUGGGACACAAGUGAAUAUUCUAAUUUCCCGUGGAUUGAUCAAUACACCACUUGCGAUCCUA